Molecule: messenger RNA, 1060 nt
Organism: Cannabis sativa
Lineage: Eukaryota; Viridiplantae; Streptophyta; Magnoliopsida; Rosales; Cannabaceae
Product: vacuolar iron transporter 1
Exons: 4
Coding region: 59-814 (251 amino acids)
Biological process (GO): intracellular manganese ion homeostasis
Cellular component (GO): vacuolar membrane
Molecular function (GO): iron ion transmembrane transporter activity; manganese ion transmembrane transporter activity
Source: RefSeq, a predicted model, not a curated record
ACUCCUCACCAUCUCUCCUAUAGUAUAUCUUUGUCACAUUAUUAUAGCAUCAUAUAUAAUGGGAGAAAAUAUUAAUAAUGGAGGAGGAUAUGCAGACCUAGAGAAGCAGAUGCUAAUCCUUCAUGAUCAUGAAGAAAAGCAUUUCAUGUCAAGUGAGAUCGUCAGAGACAUCAUCAUCGGUGUCUCUGACGGUCUCACUGUCCCGUUUGCCCUCGCAGCUGGUUUGUCGGGGGCAGACGUGUCCUCUUCUAUUAUUCUCAUUGCUGGAGUUGCUGAAGUUGCUGCUGGAGCUAUUUCCAUGGGUCUUGGAGGGUACUUAGCGGCAAAGAGUGAAGCUGAUCAUUAUGUGAGAGAACUCAAGAGAGAGCAAGAUGAAAUUGUUGCAGUUCCAGAUACAGAGGCAGCUGAAGUUGCGGAGAUAUUGGCCCAAUAUGGAGUGGAGCCACAUGAAUAUGGCCCAGUUGUUAAUGCUCUCAGGAGAAAUCCUCAAGCUUGGGUUGAUUUCAUGAUGAAAUUCGAGUUAGGAUUGGAGAAACCAGAGCCAAUGAGAGCAAUACAAAGUGCACUAACAAUUGCAUUUUCAUACAUAAUGGGUGGAUUUGUGCCAUUAUUGCCUUAUAUGAUAUUUCCAAUAGCAAAGGAGGCAGUUGUGGCUUCAGUCAUUUUGACAAUCGUGGCAUUACUCAUAUUUGGUUUUGCCAAAGGUUACUUCACUGGCAGCAAACCCUUCAAGAGUGCUUUCCAAACUGCUUUGAUUGGUGCCAUUGCUUCUGCAGCUGCUUAUAGCAUUGCCAAGGCUUUCCAAGCAUUCUAAUUAAUUCUUAAUCAAUUACUCUAUUGUUGUUUUGCUUAUCUUAAUUAAUUACUCUAUUAGUGUUAUUAGUAAUCUUGUUAUAUUUUAGCUAAGAAAUAUAUGAGGGUAUUAUCGAUUUCGAAAAUGCCUUUUGUCCAGGGUUAGCCCUGAACUUUAGUGGGCCUUAUGAAAAAAAAUUGGAUCCUUAUUUAAAAGAUAUAGUAUUUUCAAAUCAAUAAAAUAAUUUUGUAUUUUUAAAAGAAAAAA